GCAAAUUUAGCGCUUACCUGCGUACGCUUCAAUUCUGCUAUAAGUAUAUAAAAAGAAUACCAUUCAUUACCGCCACUUACCCAGUGGGUACCAUCCUACCACCACCGCUAAUAGCCAAUCUCCUUCGAUCUUUCAAAUAUUCGUCGAUUCACGAAUUCGUUGAUUUCGGUAAUAGUGGUUUGAUUUAUAUUGGGAGAAUCGUAUGUGGUGAUUGUGAAAGUGAUUUAUUGUUGAUUUUGGAAGUUUUUUCGAAAAAGUAUCAUGGAUUCUCAGCAGUUUAGGGAAUUCGGGAAGGCGGCUGUGGACUAUAUAGCUGAUUAUUUUGAUAACAUUAAAGACAGGCCGGUACUACCUUCAGUAAAACCGGGAUAUUUAGAGGACCUGCUGCCCGACGAAGCUCCCGAACAUGGCGAGUCCUGGCAGGACGUGAUGCAGGAUGUCGACCAGAUUAUUAUGCCCGGAAUUACGCACUGGCACUCCCCCAAUUUCCAUGCUUAUUAUCCCACGGCACACUCCUUUCCUGCUGUCGUCGGAGAGAUGAUGAGCGCAGGGUUUGGAUGCAUUGGACUGAGCUGGGUUGCCAGUCCGGCCUACACAGAACUGGAAGUCGUUAUGAUGAACUGGUUGGGGAAGCUCCUGAAUCUUCCAGAAGAGUUUCUAAACUGCUCGGAAGGAGUCGGUGGAGGCGUAAUUCAGGGAUCCGCUAGCGAAGUCACAUUCAUCGCUCUAUUGGCAGCUAAGGAAAAAAUGGUUAAGGAUCUACUGGAAGCGAACUCGCCGCUUACAGAGGGCGAAAUCAAGGCCAAACUCGUGGCUUACUCCUCCGACCAAUCGAACUCUUCGGUUGAGAAGUCCGGACUGCUGGGAUCCAUGCCUAUGAGCCUGCUAAAGGCGGACAAGGACGGUAAGCUACGCGGGGAUACCCUUCAGAAAGCCUUCCAGGAGGACAAAGCCAAAGGCUUGAUACCUUGCUACGUGGUUGCGAACUUGGGUACAACCCCGACGUGUGCUUUUGACGAUUUGACGGAGCUCGGUGAAGUUUGCAACAAAGAAAACGUUUGGUUGCAUGUGGAUGCUGCCUAUGCUGGGACAGCUUUCAUAUGCCCCGAGUAUCAGCAUUACAUGAAAGGGGUUGAGUUGGCCGAGUCGUUCAACUUCAACCCUCACAAGUGGAUGUUGGUGAACUUCGAUUGCUCCGCUAUGUGGGUUAAGAAUGCCAAGUACCUAGUUGAAGCCUUCAACGUCGAAAGGAUCUAUCUUAAGGAUAAACACAAGGGGUUGGCCCCAGAAUAUCGCCACUGGCAAAUUUCCUUAGGUCGCAGGUUUAGAGCGUUAAAGCUGUGGUUCGUGCUCAGAAUCUACGGGGUUGAAGGGUUGAGGAAGCACGUCAGGGACCAGAUAUCCUUAGCCAAAUAUUUCGAAGAAUUUGUCGUUAAAGAUGAGCGUUUUGAACUGUGCACGUCCAGUAUGGGUUUGGUUUGUUUCAGACUUAAAGGUGACGACCACCUUACAGAAAAACUAUUACACGUUGUAAGCGAGCGAAGAAACAUAUUCGUAAUUGCCGGCCAUUUCAACGGAAAAGAAUGCAUACGUUUUGCAAUAUGCAGCCGUUUAACCCAAAGAGAAGAUGUGGAGUAUGCUUGGAAAGAAUUUUUGGCUGCUACAGAACAAAUUGUUUCAUCUAAAGCUAAAAUAACGUGCGAGGUUACCGGCAAAAAAAUUCUAUCGGCUGAAUUAACAAAGAUGGCAAAUCAUACAGAAAAAUCAAAGUAGUGUUAAGAGUGUAAAAAUUUAGAUGUAGUUUAGCUAGGAUUUAUUUAUUGUAAGAUUAUCUACAGUCAAUUUAUUUUAUCAACUCACCUUAAUAAAUAAAUAUUAGAAGCCGCGUAGGCAGAAAAAAAAAUCGGGUUUGGUAAAAAAUAAGAAUAAAAUGAAAAAUGAAAAUAAACUUAUUUCCAAUAAUAUCUCAAAACGUGCUUUUCGCGUGUAGUGGUGAUUUGGUAAAAUAAAUGUACUAUAAUAAAUUUUAUAUUAGUAUAA
Molecule: messenger RNA, 2040 nt
Organism: Brassicogethes aeneus
Lineage: Eukaryota; Metazoa; Arthropoda; Insecta; Coleoptera; Nitidulidae
Source: the annotation of a GenBank genome assembly